This is a messenger RNA of Fusarium keratoplasticum, 1632 nucleotides long. Its product is annotated as MFS domain-containing protein. Gene Ontology annotation, molecular function: carbohydrate:proton symporter activity. Gene Ontology annotation, biological process: carbohydrate transport; transmembrane transport. Lineage: Eukaryota; Fungi; Ascomycota; Sordariomycetes; Hypocreales; Nectriaceae. The transcript is spliced from 4 exons. The record is from RefSeq and is a predicted model, not a curated record. Gene Ontology annotation, cellular component: membrane. The coding region runs from base 1 to 1632 and encodes 543 amino acids.
AUGGAGAAGGAAGAUGACAGAGUCCAGACCGUGGACAAGGUUCCAAACCCGGCAGCUGCUGAUCUGGCGGCAUCGAAGACAGCAAAAGUCCAAAACGUUGCCUAUAGCGAUGCCAUCGCCAAGGACAACCUCUCUCCGCGGGCAUGGUCGGUCUGCAAACUCUAUGCAAUCAUUGCUCUUGUCACACUAAAUAAUUGUGGCAACGGCUUUGAUGGAACCAUCAUGUCGUCCGUUAAUGCUAUGGAUCCUUUCCAUGAAUUUUUCGGCACUGAAAUGCAAGGUGCUUCCAUUGGAGCUGUCUUUGCGCUUUAUAGUGUCGGAAACAUCCUUGGUUGCCUCGUUGCGGCUCCUGCUUCUGAUUUCUUCGGUCGGCGAUACGGCAUGGUCGUCGGGUCAAUCUUUGUCAUCAUUGGUGCCGUCAUCCAGGCAGCGGCCCAGAAUGUUGGAGCAUUUAUGGCCGGGAGAUUAUUCCUCGGUUUUGGCUCCACCAUCGCAGUAACUGCAGCUCCCAUCUAUCUAGUUGAGAUGUCUUACCCUUCUUGGCGCGGAACCUUGACUGGUCUAUAUAAUGUAUGCGGCUGGUAUAUUGGAUCCCUUGCCUCGACAUGGACUGCCUAUGGAACGGGUCGACUAACAUCGAAUUGGUCAUGGAGGAUCCCCGUCAUGAUUCAGGUCGUCCCCGCGGUUAUCAUCCUGUGCGGAGUAUGGUUCAUCCCAGAAAGUCCCAGGUGGCUCAUGGGUCACGGUAAAGAAGAGCAGGCCCGAGCUGUGCUCAUCAAGUAUCACGGAGACAGCAAUCCCGAAUCAGCUGUCGUGAAAUUGGAGCUCGAGGAGAUGCGUGCAUCCAUCGAAUACCAAGCAGAAAUCGAAGCCAGCCAAAAAUGGUGGGAUUAUCGCAUGCUCUUGGACAACAAGGAGAACUUGCGCCGCAUGUACUUGCUCUUCCUAGUCGCGAUUUUCUCCCAGUUUAUCGGUGGUUCGGUCAUCACCUACUACAUGCCCGUCAUUCUAGAGAACGUUGGCAUCACCAGCUCUUCUCAGCAGCUUCUCCUUAACGGCGUCAAUGUCAUUUUCGGAUUCUUCAGCGGCAUGGCAGGCUCAUUCAGCGUUGAGAAGUUUGGGCGCAGACGUCUGUUUCUUUGGGGCACAUUCCUGACAGGUCUCGUCUAUAUUCCCAUCAACGUCAUCGCAGCCAAAUCUCACGGUCAUGUUGACACCUCAACCGGUUACGCCUUUAUUGCGAUGAUUUUUCUGUAUGGCAUCUUCUGGUCUUUCUGCUGGACACCGCUGCAGUCUUUGUACCCAAGCGAAGUGUUACGCAAUGACAUUCGAGCCAAGGGUAUGGCCGCCUCCGGUUUCUUCAGUGGUGUUUCGGGCUUCAUCAACACUUAUGCCACACCGAUCGCCCUUCAGAAAAUCGGCUGGAAGACAUACACCAUUUUCCUCAUUCUACAUUUUGUAGAGUGGGUAUUGAUGUACUUUGCUAUCGUCGAGACAAAGGGCCGGUCUCUCGAAGAAAUCGACGAGAUUUUCAAGAGCGCUAACCCUGUCAAAACAUCCAAGCAGAAGCACGAAGUCUACAUCAAGGACGGCACAGGUGUCACUGCCGACUUGGGCGCAAAGGAAGCCUGA